AUUGACCAAGAGUCCUUGCUGUGGGCGUCAGCGGCGCGAGGAUAAAAGGACUCCGUGUUCCCAUCAGCGAGGGCAGUACCACUCUGUCUGGCCUAUCGCCCUCCCCCCGCAAGACAAUUUCCAACACCUGUCCCCCGCCCCUCACACACCGACCACACGACCUCGACCUCAACACAAUUCAGCGACUCACUCAUCUCCCACUUCGCAGCCUCCACGCGGCCAGCACAAUGUCCUACCCCUCCGUCAUCAGUCAGAAGGGCUCCGCCGCGCGCAACCUCGAGCCCGUCCUCGAAGCCCUCGCGCCGCUGAUCAAGCCCCCGCCCGCUGCAGCCCCAGCAGCCGACCCCGAGACCCCGCACCAGCCCAACCCGCGCCCCUGCCUCCCGCCAUCGACACCAGCGCGGCGCGUGCUCGAGCUCGCGUCGUACCCCUACGAGCACAUCCGCGCGUAUGCGGCCACUUGGCCCGACGUCGAGUUUACCGGCACGGUGCGCGACGCGACCGAGGCGGCUGGCGUUGGGUCGGGCGCGGACUUUCCCCCGAAUCUCAGACGGCCGGCACAGCUCGACGUCGCUGUUGACGAGGACUGGGAGCUGCUCCGUGGUCACACGGGCGAGGGGUACGAUGGCGUCGUGAUGCUCAACCUCGUCCACUGUAUGCCUGAAGGCGCGGCAGAGGACGUGUUCCGUAACCUCUCGCCUCUGACUCCUGGCGGACGCAAGCUCCUCGGGCCGUGCGGCUGGAUCGCGGCGUACGGCGCAUAUCUCAACGACGACGGCAGCUUCCGGUCCGAGGCGGACAAGAAGUUUGACGCCGAGCACAUCAAGGCGACGCACCCUUCGCUCGGGCUGCGCACCCCGCACUCUGUGACGGCGCUAGCCAACAAGUGGGGCUUUGACGAGGUCGUGCGCGCCGACAUGCCCAAGGGCAACCUGUGGCUCGUGUGGCAGGCGUGUACGCGCACCGAGGCCGACAUGACUGGGCGCGAGAGUUGGAUUGCGUCGCCAUAGGCCAGCCAUUGGGCGGCGAGUUGAUUAGCUUUGUAUUUUUUUCCUUCUCAGUGACAUCAUUGGAAUCUAUUGAUUAGGAUUAGGCUGCUCGUGGAUGGAUGGCAUGCCAUGCUGCA
Messenger RNA from Vanrija pseudolonga, 1126 nucleotides. It is a transcript of the gene METTL26, whose product is annotated as Methyltransferase-like 26. The transcript has 4 exons. The record is from RefSeq and is a predicted model, not a curated record. The coding region runs from base 228 to 1010 and encodes 260 amino acids. Lineage: Eukaryota; Fungi; Basidiomycota; Tremellomycetes; Trichosporonales; Trichosporonaceae.